ACAGUUCGCACUGUGGCCCGCACAGUCGUGGUUUCGUGCCGCGCAAAACAUAAAUUCACAGAACGUUGCUUUUGUUCCUGUAAUAUUGCCUCCCAUGGAGCAUGGAUAGCCGUUUUUGUAGCUACGAUAGCAGCUUGGAACAUUGUUACUCUCGUUAAAUCAAUCGGAAGAAGUGAAUGUAGAAUCGAAGGACAUUGCCAGACACCAUAACCUUCGUCGGGAAUCGUCGUACGGAAUAUUGAACCCUCUGGUCUAGUGUACCACAUGGUUGCUAUUGCACUAUGAGCCCUCCCGAUAAGAGCCGGAACGAGGAGAGCGCACCGUGGAAGUCGAGCAAAGGCCAAGGGUCGUCCCGCGACAAUGGAUCUCCGGAAUCGAAUAUUGUCGAAGGGUCGUCCAGGAGAACUGGAGCACUGGAAAACGCUCCUUGCAGGUCGAGUAAAGGCGAAGGGGCGUCCCGUGGGAGUGGAUCACCGGAAAGAGCACCAUGGAGGUUGAAUAUAGAUGAAGGGUCGUGCCGAGGUAAUGGAUCACCGGAAAGAGCACCAUGGAGGAGAAAUACAGAUGAAGGGUCGUCCAGAGGUAAUGGAUCACCGGAAAUACCACCAUGGAGGUUGAAUAUAGAUGAAGGUCCGACCAGAAGCAAUGAAUCACCGGAAAGAGCACCUUGGAAGUCGAGUAAAGGUGUAGGAUCGUCCCGGGGCAAUGGAUCUCCGGAGAACGCACCGUGGAGGACGAAUAAAGACGAAGGCUCGUCCCCGAGAACUGGCUCACCGGAGAACGCACCGUGGAGGUCGAGUAAAGGCGAAGAAUGGUCCAGGGGGAAUGCAUCACCUGAAAGAGCAUCGUGGAAAUCGAGUAAAGGCGAAGGGGCGUCCCGUGGGAGCGGAUCACCGGAAAGAGCACCGUGGAAGUCGAGUAAAGGCUUAGGACCGUCCAGGGACAAUGGAUCACCGGAAAGAGCGCCAUGGAGGACAUAUAAAGACGAAGAGUCGUCCCGGGGCAAUGGAUCGCCGGAACGAGCACCGUGGAAGUCGAGUAAAGGCGAAGGGGCGUCCCGUGCAUCACCGGACAGGUAUCGGCACCGUAACUCAGACCGAUAUCAAAAACGGCAUCAGUCGCAAAAUGAUCGCUAUGGCAAUCGAGUCUGGAGACGUGACAGUCCCUACAGCCGGCAUUCUUCCCACGAACAAAGCCGGUAUCGAUCGCACGGGUCCGAUGAAAAACGGCACCACGAAGACGAGCGAUCGAGAACGAGUUCGAAUGGAGGUGGACGAGGAUCGGCAGCUUAUACCAGCCGUCGUCCCUGGAGAGAACGUAGAUCCCCCGGGAGCCCACGACCGAACAGAUCUCGAUGGGGCGAGACGUCACGAACGAAUGCUGGGAAAUAUUCACACAAUUCUAGGGAAAGCUCUGCUGAAGCUUUUCAUUUCUUUUUCAAUCAAUUGAUGAAAUAUGACAAGCGUGAAAGUAACCAGCCCCAGCCCGAACGGCCCAUGUCGUUCAUCGACAAGCUGAUUGCGGAUGAAGCAAUGCGGAUGCUUUCUAAGGCAGCUUCCAUGCAGGAAACGACGUACCUUAAUGUUCCCUUCAAACCGACGGAAGCCGCAUCGCUCGCAUCGGCCAGUGCGGACAGUGCAGCAACGGAAAGCUCCAAGACGGAGUCGGAAAAGCAAGCGGACGAAGAAAAUCAAGCCUCUAUGCGUGACGCAGCCGUAGUAAACGCGGCCGACUCCGCCCUGCUGCAGAAGAGUGCCGAACAGGUGACGAAGAAGCUAAUUAACCAGCUGACCACCAUGAGCAAGUACGACCUGAAGCAGAUCAUCGACAAUCCGGGCGGCAAGUACGAGACGGCACUGAACCGACACGCGCAAAACAAACUGCGUGCCGAGGUGCGGAAGCAGCUGAAAACGAUCGGCCUGAAUGAGCUGGGAAGUGCGAGCGUCGAUGGGGACGGAAGCGUGGAGCCGGAUGAAGCGAUCGAUGCGAACAAGAUACCGCCGGCCCUGUUGGCACAGAUCGGACAGGCGUUGGAUUUGGAUUUGGAAGAUUUAACCCACACGGACUCGGAACCGUUUGAGCAGGUGGCAGACGCUGCUAAAGACUCCCAAUCCGUGGAGGGAAAUGGGAUGCUGGGGCCAAUAUUCGGCACUGCCGUGCCGUGGGGUACAACAACCCAGGAGGAAAUGCCGGAAUCUUCCAACAGAACUCUCACAAAGGUGCGAGUCGCUCACAAACCGUCACCUACCACGCCAGGGUGCAAAAAGCAAAAGAGUGUACCAAAUGGCAAUGCAAUAAUAUGCAUAGACGAUGCAGAGAGCCCGGUAGUAACUACUCCGCCCGCUAAAGCGAAAACACCCAAUCGCAAGAAAAGCCCUAAAGGCAAGGGCGUGAACGGGAAGGGUGGGGUACAGGCUGUGUCCACGCUUAAAACGGUCGAUGGGCAAAUAAACAACGAUGUAGCUACAAACAUCCCUCAAGAAAGUAGCAUACGUGCUGCUCCAAAGCAUAAAAUAUCCCCCAAGCAACGCAAUAGAUCAAAGAUUUUGAAAGUUCAAGAAACACCGUCAGCUUAUAUUAAUCAAUUAAAUGCUAACUCAGUGAUGGAAAGCAAUCUGCCGCUAGAAGAACCGAUGCGGGUUGAAAAGAAUGUUCCCUUUUUAAGAAUCAGCACCGUAGAGGAACUCAACAGACGGUUAGACGACCAUGAAGGAGCGGCGCCCAUUGACAAAGAACAAAGCGCAGAUAGAACCGAACCACUCGCGUCUGAGGAUGUUGGGCAAUUGCAUAGCAAUGGUUCAACAAGAAUAGAAACAAAUAGUGACAUUAGUUUCAACGUGCCACUUCCCAGUCAAACGCCAACCACUGCUAAUGCAGACGGCGAUGAUAGCAUACAGAAUCAACUCAAUAAUGCCGAUCAAGCGACGGACACUGCAACUGAACCAGCCACUACUACUACUACUACUACUACUGCUACACCACCCGGACAGGAGCAGCAGCAACACAGCAACAUCCCUAUCUUUCAACGACUCAUCGAACGGCGUAAAAAGCGCUGUAAAAGUGCGAUCGAAAAACAUCUGGAAGAUAUCCUGGGCAAGAAGGGCGAUACGCGAAUAAUAUCUGAAGAUGGUGAAGUGAUUGUUGACCGUUUGCGUAACAACGACUAUUUGGCGAUGGUUUGUCCUUCGCUGCGCAAAGCGUUGCCCUUUGCUAAAGUACAACUUCUGCCACCAAAGGAUGUAAAUCGGAAAAGAAAGAAUGCUACUACGCCGGCGGAUGCGAUUCCCGCUGAAGAGCAGUGGCAGAUUGAAACAGCGCCAAACAUGACAAACGAAUGUAGCACCAAUCCUCCCAUCGUGCCGGAUACGCACAUGGGAAAGGUGCCGAAGAACAAGCUGCGAUGGAACCGUUGGAUGCAGGCAAACAGCCCCGAUAUGAUCUGCAAUCGUGAGACGGCGGAAAAGAAUGGUGAACCGCAUUCCACCGCAUCGGAGCGUAUCUCGUCCGUGUCCUCACUGCCAGGGGAGGAUCAGAUUUUGAACGAAGCAUACGAUCAGUAUACCUCCAAAACUGCCGAAGACGGUGGUGGUGGUGGUGGUGAACCAGAUGAUGGGGAUGAUGUUGUAACCUCAGAACCGGUACAAGCUUCCCCCAACUCAUCCGCUGAAGCGAAUCGACCGUGCAUAAGAGUUCGAUCGGCAUCGAUUUCACAAGAAUUCAGCACUCCAGACACAUCCGUUGUAGAAAGCGUUUUGAAUGAGCAUCCAGAGGAACGACCUUUAGCAGACGCAACGAACCAUGGUGGCUCAGAACCACCAGCAAGUCAGCAGAGUGCUGCCACUUCGGACAGUGUUUUCGAAGAGCCCGUAUCGAUUUCGAAUCUCGCAGCAGCAGCAGAGCCGAUUGUGGAUAGCAAGGAAGAUAUAGAACGGAUUCCGUCACCAGAACCACCUCUCGAUACCUCAACGGCGACCGAGGAGUACAUUCUGGGUGGUGAUUCCGAACAGAAAUGUGUACCGAUGGAAACGGAACGCUAUGGCGAUAGAAGUGCUUCCCAGGAACAGGUACAAGAACAGGCACAAGAGCAAGACCAACCUGCCACUCAUCGUAGAGUGGCAACUCCACAGCCGACACAACAGACGACGCGAUUCCAACCUUUGUAUGAGAUCGCCGAGCGGUUACAAUCGAUCGAUGCGGAAACGAUGGACCUGUACAACCGCAAGGCGCAAAUCGACGCAAUGAUCAUGCAGCUCAACUCGGAGCGUAUGGACAUUAACCAGCAGCUGGUAAAACUGCACCAUACACGUGGCGAGCAGAUGAACGACCUGCGUAUUACGUUGCUAGAACUCGGAAUGUCCGACAGUCCGGGUGGCACAGAGGUGACAAAUCAAUCGCCCACCACGUGCCACGCUUCUGAUGUGACCAGAAAUGCUGAUCCAGUGCACCAUACGGUUCACCAGUCCGCACCGCCACCCGCACAGCCACAGCAGGAACGUACGAUACGACGAAUCACACCGAUCGGAGGCAAUAGUGUGUUGAUGAAGAUUUUCCAACGGCGCCGUGCACCGUCCGAACGAUCGACGGAGGACAAUCCACCUCCAAACGAUCUGGCGUAAUAUGUAAUACGCGACCGUUAGUUUUAUGCCAGUGUUAAAUGCAUUUUGAAAGCAACCGUGUGGACUUUAACAGUUGUAUGUAAUAUAUAAUUAAACAUGGAAUUGUGUUGAAAUGAAACAAUUUAGUAAUUUUUUUGAGUUGCUUUUUGGCAUGUCAUGAGUAUCGCACAUACAAUAACAUCUUUUUCU
Anopheles merus is the source of this 4805-nucleotide messenger RNA. RefSeq lists its product as uncharacterized. The record is from RefSeq and is a predicted model, not a curated record. The transcript has 4 exons. Bases 282 to 4616 code for a protein of 1444 amino acids. NCBI's taxonomy places the organism in Eukaryota, Metazoa, Arthropoda, Insecta, Diptera, Culicidae.